AUGUUUACGAGAUUCUCUUUCUUUCUGUAUGCAAUUCUGCAUUUUCCGACGACUUGUUCGAUGCGCCUUCCGGAGACUGUACGAUGCAUCUUCCAGUCACUGUUCGAUGCGCCUUCCGAUGACUGUUCGAUGCAUCUUCCAGUCACUGUUCGAUGCGCCUUCCGUUUCCAGAUGAGAUUUUAUACGUCUUCCCACAUAUAUACUCUGUGUCACUAUACCCUCGAGUUUGACCGUGCAUCCAGUGGAAAUCCUGGAAAAUCUGGUGAAACUGGGAAUGAGUUCAAUAACCUGAAUUUAAGGGACUUGCGUAAUGAGGCUUUGGACUUGAAGGAUAACUUCAAGUCAGGCAGUGUUCAACAUGUUCCUAAGGGUUCUAACAGAGAAGUUGAUGCUCAAGCAAGUUGGGGCAAAAAUCUUGAAGUUGGCCAAGUUCAAGAAGACUAUUAUUACUAUUGA
Molecule: messenger RNA, 456 nt
Organism: Vicia faba (fava bean)
Lineage: Eukaryota; Viridiplantae; Streptophyta; Magnoliopsida; Fabales; Fabaceae
Source: the annotation of a GenBank genome assembly